This is a messenger RNA of Cyprinodon variegatus (sheepshead minnow), 6375 nucleotides long. Its product is annotated as retinitis pigmentosa 1-like 1 protein. The coding region runs from base 1 to 6375 and encodes 2124 amino acids. The transcript is spliced from 5 exons. Gene Ontology annotation, biological process: retina development in camera-type eye; intracellular signal transduction; photoreceptor cell development. Lineage: Eukaryota; Metazoa; Chordata; Actinopteri; Cyprinodontiformes; Cyprinodontidae. The record is from RefSeq and is a predicted model, not a curated record. Gene Ontology annotation, cellular component: axoneme.
AUGUCCUGUCACAAGCACAACUUCCACUGCUUCACUGCAGUUGGAGGAGAAGAUUCCCACAAGUCCUCUGUGCCCUUUGAGCAUCACACCCCGUGGCUACCACGGAUUCCUCAGCAUGGCAUGGUAGCCUAUCAGGAAUUAGAGCAUGGAUGCUGUCUUUGCUCUGCAUAUCAACAGGCCCAAACUCUAGAGGCUGUAGAGAACCAGCUGUUGCCUUUCUAUCACCCUUAUCAUAAUCACCCGCCGCACCAGUAUGUUCUACGGGGGCCAAGUAUGCAUGAACGGACACACUCUGCCAAAGAAUCCAAUAUUCAUCAUCGAAUACAUGAUAAAAAGAUUGUGCUGGUGAAAAACAGCGACCCUUCAUUUAGAAAGACUAUAUCUCUGCACUCUAAGGGUCUGCAUAGCUUUGGCCUGUUCUUGAAGGAGGUUUCUGAACUCAUGGAGUAUCACGUCAGGAAACUGUACACUCAGGAGGGCUUUAAGAUUGACAGCAUUCAAAGCCUUCUGCAGUGCCCUGGUGUUCUGGUUUGUGUCGGACGGGAACCCUCUCAUCCUAUGAUCAUGGAGAAUUUUGAGAAAACAUCCAGCAACAAACUUCCAAGGCUGAGUGGGAAGUCACGCACCACUGAACCCACUGAUGGGGAUGAAAGAAUCACUGCAAAGACAAACAUCACCCUCCCAAACCUGGAAGAUGUCAACAGAGGCACAAAGUACUCUGUAUCAUCUGACAAAUCUGCACCCGAUGGAAGGGACUCCCCAGAAAUUGUUAAUUCCUGCCCAGCAAGUGGCGACAGCAGAGAAGAUGACAUAGAGAAAUGGGUUCGAGUUAAUAAAGACGGGAGUUUGUCCAUGGAGAUGAAAGUGCGCUUCAGACUACCAAAUGAUAAAAUAUUACAUUGGUCUACAAAAGUAAAAAAGACAGCAGGCCAGAACAAUGAUCAGAUCAAAGGCCACAAUAAUCCUAAUCUUGCACAUAUUGGUGAUGUAAGCUGUUCAGAAUCUGAAAUCACGUCCACCGAUGAAGCUUUUUUCACUCAGCAUGUUCUUGGGCACAGAGAGAAACCACACUGUCCCUACUGCUGCAGUCAUUGUCAAGGUUAUGAGACAUGGAAAAAUGUAAUAGGGAAACAUGGUGCAAGUCGGUGUAGUCAUAGUUCUAGUUCAAGUGCAUCCUCCCAUACUGUGGUUUCAAGGAAGACAGUGAUUAAGAGGCAAACUAUGUCCAGAUCAAGUGAAGAGCAUGCAGAUCAAUUGGCACCACCUGUACGACAUGAGUCAGAGGAGGACGUGGAACAGCAGGCUGAGGAUGAUUUAGAGCCGAGGACACAGAGUUUGCUGUCAGCUUUAUCCAGCGAGUCAGCUGACUUAAAAGGAAUAACACAAGAGACAUCUGAGGAGGAGGACAACCAGAACACAGGAGAAGAAAUCGAGAGCAACUCUUCUAAAAAGACCAAUGUAACAAAUGUGUCCACUGCCAUCACUGUUUCGGAGAAUACAGGGAAGAGUUCUAGAACCAAUGCCUCAAGAGGGCAGGUUGCUGGAGAUGAAGGCAUUUGUCCAAAUAGACAUCCAGUAGUAUGCCAUACAGAUUCAGCUGAAAGUGACCUGUCCCAAACCCUGUCUGGUUCAGAAAUUAUGAAAGAAAUUUGUGAAAAUUCGUCCCCUGGAGAAUCCAGAUCUCAUGGUUCAAAAAGGAAAGCAAAUAGUGCAAUGGACGCCACAGAAGCUGUCUCUAAUAAAAGUAAUAAAGGCAGCAAAGACAGGAAAAAUGACAUGGAUAAUGGUGACUUUGAGCUGGUUCCAUCCAUCUUACCAAAUGCAUCCCCCACCGAGGUGGUAAAUGAAUGGCUGAAAACCCUACCAACAGACAGAGACCAUUAUGAGAUGGAGGAACUUCAUGAAAAUGACGAUAGUGUAAAAGAUAUUGGUGCAGCUGAGAGAGACAAUGGAGAAGAUGAUGCUGAGAAAAAUAAGUCUGAUGCUCAAAUUUUAAAAGAAGCCAAUUGUCCCAUUGAAUUCCAAAAAGAGGACUGCAAAACAAGCACAGAGGCACCAAAAGAAGAGAGCAGUUCUACUCAUAGAGGAGACGGCUCAAAAAUGUUUAACUCCAUACAAGUUAUGAAAGUACUUUUAAACCCUAAGCUUGACAGAUGCAACAGUUUACCAGAAAUCUCACCUGUGCAUGGGCGUAAGUUAAGUACAUCAGCUAAAGGUCUCUUAGAUUGCCUUGUAAAGCUGCGUUUAAUACAACAUGACCCUGAGAAUGCAAAUGAAAAGGAUGAAAGAUACCAGGAGCUUAUGAGUAUUCUUCAGUCUCUAUGGCUUUCCAACCCUGAUGAAAAGAAACAUGCCCCAAAUAUGAACAAUCAUAAUUCUCUUGAGGGGGAGCAUAAUCACACCUCUUCCUCUGGUGUGGAUGUAAACAGUGGAUCCACCGGUUCGGGGAAGAGUAGUGAUGGAGUAAAAAGCUGUAGCGAACCGAAUGUCGAUGGAUCUCAAACUCAGAACAGUUUGAUCACAAUGGAGAAAGCACACACUGAAACAAGUACCAAGUGGAAACAGGAUGCAGAAAAAGCAGAGCAGGAAGAGGAGGAUUCAGCCACAGAUGAAACAAUAACAAGCAAUGAUAGUCCAGGAGAACCUCCUGAAACACCAGCAUCCUCAAGCAAAAGUUCUGGAGAGUCAAGCGGUAAUGAUAAAAACCUCUCCAGGAAACUGUCUCAAGAUCCGGACCCUGUUUGGGUGCUAACCUUGCUAAAUAAAAUAGAAAAGCAGUUUAUGACACAUUAUUUAAGUGCAAUGAAAGAAUUGAAAUUGCGAUGGAGCCUAGAAGAUACUGAUCAGCUUGACAAGAUGAUAGAUGAACUUAAAAUAGAGGUUCAAAAUAAAAUUCAAACAAGCAUUGACAAGGAAAUAAGGAAAAUUCAAGGCAGAGUAGGGUUACCAAGACCUCCUACUGAGGCGAUAUCCAGAGUUUCAACUAAACAAACUGAAGAAAGGAGACAGAGGCUUAAGAUCAAGCUACAGUCUACGGAUUCACAGGCUGAAAAAAGUGAUUCCACAACAGGAACAUCCUACAGUGACCAGCGAGCGGACAAUAUUGAUGAAUAUUGUCCCUGUGAAACUUGUAUGGAGAAAAAUGUAAAUUCCAGACAACCUCUUUCAGUGGAAGUCAAGAGAACUGCACCUGUUGCUAUUGACUACGACCUGAAGAGGAUUCUGCUGAUGAAAACCACAGCUGAUGGGGCAGAUCCACAUGUAAAUGAUAAGGACACAAAAGUAAAAACACUUGUAGAGCAAGUUAUUGUUGGAGCAAUACGAGAAGUAGAAUCUGAAAAAUCUGUUGCUUUUUCAAACACUGAAGUCCUAAAUGAAGAAGAGUCAGAACAAGAAGAAAGAUAUGUUUUAGUGAAAGAAGCAUCAUCAGAGAAAUUGGAAGCAGACCGUGAAGGAGCAAAGAAGGACUGGUCAAAGUUGAAGAGGAAAUUGCUUCCAUCAGUGCGAAUAGUUCUUCAGGGCAAAAUGAAGCAACAGUCAACAACAGAUGCAGCAAAUAACGAAAAAGUUACUAUUAAUGAAAGUGACCAGUCAGAAGAAGAAGACAGUGAAGCCAAAAUGACUGCUGAACAAGAAACUAAAGUAUUAAUUAAGAAUAGGUCAUCAGAAGAGGCUGACCACGGUGAGGCUGUGGAUAAACACCCAGCAUUUGAGGUUAGUGUAGCACAAAUGACUGAUGUCAAGUCCAACAAAGAAAAGGAGGUUGAAAUAGACAAGGAGAGUCUCUCAGAGAUUACAUCUAAUGCGGCGUUAUCAGAAGAUGAAAAAGCAGCCAUAGAAACAUCCUCAAUAACCACAAGUGGACAUGAAUGUGAGAAAGAUAAGACUGUGGUAACCUUAACAGAGCAGAAAUCUGACACGGAAGAAGCAAGCGAGGGUACUGGUACCACCAGUGACCAUGACUCUGUGGGGGAGUCAGGUGGUACCAGUGAUGGAAAUGAAACUGAGGAUGAAGAAGAGGCAACAUUUGAUGAUCUGUCAAGUAUACAGGAGGAAGAAGAAACUGAGGAUGAGCUUUCCGUUAAAAGAGAAGCAGAAUUGAAAAAAAGCCAAAUCCCUGCCGCACUGUAUGAGAACAGAAAAGAGAAAGGUGAGGCAAAACCAGAGGUUCAAACAUCUGAAAGAGAAGAGGUUAAGGAAAAGAGCAUUGUCAGUGGAGAACAUACAAUUUCUCCUGUCAAUUCAGGCGAUUCCCCAGAUGAGAAUGAAGCAGCUGAGUCAGAGUCUGAUGAAGAAGACACAACAGAAAAUGAAGUGCCUGCUGCACAGGUUUACAGGGGUUCUUUAACUAAAAGUGGAGAUAAAACUAAGGAAACUAAGAGAGCUGCAAGCAAACAUAAAUCUGAAAAAGGUGCAGAAGGGGAAGAAGGAACAGGCACAGAUGAAGAGAAUCUUCCUGCCGUUAGUGCAAAUGAAUCAGAUGGAAACAGGGAUUCAUCAACAGAGGAUGAAACAUCAGAAGAACAGAAUAAAGGAACAACCACUGGGGAUGAGAAUAUCUCAGAGGAAGAGACAGCUCUUAGACAAAAUGGAAAAUCAAAGGAUCAGAUUGCAAAAGAUGAAACUGCAGCAGAGGGGACAGAAAAUGAAGUUAGUGAAGACGAAAGAACAAUUGAUGACGGAGAACAAACUGGCACUGCUGGUGAAAGUGAUUCUGCCGAAGACGUAAAUGACAUUACCACAGAUGAUGAUGAUGAUGACGAUGAUGAUGAAAGUGCAGAGGAGAAUGAUGGCAUUUGUGGUGAACUCUCAAUUAAACAGCCUGAAAAUGAAAACAAAAAAUACAAGCAGGCUGGGGAUGAAGCAACAGUGACUGCAACAAGUGAACAACAAUCUGAAAAAAUUGACAAUGCAGAAGAGGAAGAGGCUUUCAGUUGUGAAGAAGAGUCUUUCAAAGUAAAAAAUAGACUUGCUUUGGCUCUUACAAGUGAAACAGCAAAUGACAGUGAAGAAAACAAGAUUGAUACAGAUGCGACACAUGAAUCUGAUAAGGAUGCAGUGGGAGGAGCCACAGGUAAACAGGAAUCUGAAACAGAAGAUGAACCUAAUAAGGAGAAAGAAGAUAGGUUAAAAGAAGAGAAUACCAUGGAUGGUACUGAUACUGAGGAGGAAGAUACAGGUCAAAGCAAGAGUGAUUCUGCAGAUGCCCUUUCAAAUGAUGAAACUUCAGCUACAGAGACAAAACACAAAAUCAACAAAGCCUAUAACGCUUUGAAUGAAAAAGAGCCAGAAAAAAGAAGAGAUGGUGAUAAUCAUGAUGUUUCUGGAGAUACUGACCAAGGAUCUACAACUGAAAGCAGCUCCAAGGCUGUGACUGAAAAUGAAUCAGAGGAGGAAGGUAGCAUAUCAGCCACAGAUGAUGAAAAUUCUGACAACAAUUUAGGAGAAGAUACAGAUGAAACAGCAGGUCAAGAAGACACAUCCACAGUUAAAGGUUAUGAUGAUUUGGGAGACAAGAAUUUAGAGGCCAAGUGUAACGAUGAGAUUUUAGAUGAGACUUCACAAGAAUACACUGAUGAAAAAGAGUCUUUAGGUCAUGUUGAACCUGUUGAACAAUUGUUAUUGGCCAAAGGACUUUUGUCAUCAAGAAAAAUGGAAGACAGCACUGCGGAAAACCAAAGCAUAAAGGAUGACACAUCAAAUGUUGGAACAUGUCCUGAGGAAUCUGAAUCAUUUGCAAAUGAAAGUGAAUCUGAGUCCAAGCAGGAACAUUUCUCAGAGGCUAUCUCUAAAGCACAUGAAGAUAAUAAAACCACAGUUGAAGAUUCAAGCAAAAUUGAAAAAUUUGGCAGCAAGGGCAUAGAAACUAAUAAUGGAGAAAAAUCCAGAUCUAAGGAUGAAGAAGAUGCUUUAGAUAAAGCUUAUAGUGAAGAAGCUACAGAUGAAGAAGAAGAUGGAUCUGUAGAAGAAAAGGAACCAAAAUGUAUUGAGUCUGAAGAGAAGAAGAGCAGCACCCUUAAUAGAAAGACUGACCAAAAAAGCAUUAAGGAUUAUGAAAAGGAAGAUGAAGAUACUGACACACCUCAUGAAGGCUGGAAUGGAAGCUUAGGAGACUCAGCUGAUGGCGAAGACGAGGCUGAGGAAGACUCAGAACCUGAAGAAGACCUUAUCGAUAGAAAGAAGCCUUUUGUUGCGGACAAGCUGGAGAACCUAGACACAACUAAGAAAGAUGCCAAGAAAACUUUACUUGAUCCGCUAGAGGCUUUAAUGAAAGAGAGAGCUGAAUCGGAGGAUGGUGCAUAUGCUGAUAUUGAGGAUUCUGAGACUGAAAUUCACGACCAGGGUGAUGUCCCUAGCAUUGAAUCAAAGUUUUGA